Molecule: messenger RNA, 1223 nt
Organism: Gongylonema pulchrum
Lineage: Eukaryota; Metazoa; Nematoda; Chromadorea; Rhabditida; Gongylonematidae
Source: the annotation of a GenBank genome assembly
UUGUGUGUUUCCAGUAAGUUUGCAGGUCGAACAGUGGUCAUCACUGGUGCAUCGCGUGGCAUCGGCAAGGAAAUUGCACUCAAGCUUGCCAAAGAUGGCGCGAAUAUUGUUGUGGCCGCGAAAACCAUUGAGCCUCAUCCGAAAUUGCCUGGCACCAUUCAUAGUGCUGUUGAAGAGAUCGAAAAGGUCGGAGGCAAAGGAUUAGCAUGCGCUGUGGAUGUUCGUAACGAGCAGUCGGUUUCGAAGGCGGUCACGGAAGCAGUCAGCAAAUUUGGUGGAAUUGAUAUUCUGGUGAAUAAUGCCAGUGCAAUAUCGCUUACGGGAACGCUGGAAACAACAAUGAAAAAAUUCGAUCUCAUGCAUCAGAUCAAUUUGCGCGGAACAUUUCUGAUGUCGCAGAAAUGUAUUCCUUACCUGAAAAAAGGCAAAAAUCCGCAUAUAUUGAACAUUAGCCCACCAUUAAACAUGAACAAGCGCUGGUUUGCGAAUCAUGUUGCUUAUACGAUGGCAAAGUAUGGCAUGUCGAUGUGUGCACUUGGAAUGCAUGAAGAACUGCGCCCAUUUAAAAUAGCCGUUAACGCGUUGUGGCCAAGAACAGCCAUCUGGACUGCUGCCAUGGAUAUGAUUUCAGGAGGAACUGCACAAAAUGAAUGCCGCAAACCAGAAAUCAUGGCCGACGCCGCUUAUGCUUUGCUUUCUCGUGACAGUGGCACCUACAGUGGAAAUUUUGCUAUUGACGAUGAUAUUUUGCGAGAAGAAGGAAUCCAGGAUUUUGAACAGUAUACCGUGAAACCAGGAGAGAAACUAAUGACGGAUUUCUUUCUUGAUGAAGAAGAUGCAAAAAGGCAUGAUGAAUCAGCAAAAACGAUUCCCAUGCAAUCGCUGGAUGUGCUGAUCCAGGAAGCCAGUCAACGAAUCACUCCGGAAUUUGUUAAAAAACUUCAAGCCAUUUAUCAGCUUAAUGUCAGUUCAGGGUCGGACAGCCGGACAGUAUAUUUUGAUCUGAAAAAUGGAGCAGGCGGAGUGUACAGUACACUAAAUGCUACUGAGCAUGUCGAUGUAUGUUUUGAAACAGAUCCAGCCACGCUCUACAACCUAUUCACUGGCAAAAUAUCUUCAACAGUGGCAUUCGCAUCCGGAAAAUUCAAGAUUUCUGGAAGCAUGGAGAAGGCAAUGCUCUUCUCGCACGUCUUGAAACGAUCAAGCAGAAGUAAACUGUAGGA